Arabidopsis thaliana (thale cress) is the source of this 2816-nucleotide messenger RNA. RefSeq names its product UDP-Glycosyltransferase superfamily protein (gene UGT80B1). The record is from RefSeq and is marked reviewed. Lineage: Eukaryota; Viridiplantae; Streptophyta; Magnoliopsida; Brassicales; Brassicaceae. Gene Ontology annotation, biological process: seed development; carbohydrate metabolic process; sterol metabolic process. The transcript is spliced from 14 exons. The coding region runs from base 727 to 2574 and encodes 615 amino acids. Gene Ontology annotation, molecular function: sterol 3-beta-glucosyltransferase activity; UDP-glycosyltransferase activity; hexosyltransferase activity.
UGAAUUCAUUGAUAUUUAUAUUCUGCGAUUAUUAAUAAAUAUCUCAUCGGCGGUCUCACCACAUUUGGUUGAUUCAAAAGUCUCCAAACCCUUUGGAAUCUUCAAGUUGUUCUUCAUCAAUUCCACAAACCCAGAAACAAUCUUUCUUCCACAGAGAUAACCCACUAAUCAAUUUCUCUCCUUUUCCAAUUCACUCAGGUAAAGGAACAAUCUUUCUAUCAUAAACUCCAUUGUUGAUGAAACCCUCGAUGUUGGUUGAUUCAAUUCUGUGUAAAUUGCUUUUGAAUUGUGUUAUACUUUGAGUUUUACAAGUAAAGCUUGAUCCUUUCGUAGUGGGUAAUCUCAUUCUCGAGCUAAACGUGAGACCCUUUUGUUCCAUGGUGUUCUCGUUUUGUAUAAAACUGUUUACCCCAAUUUCCGAUUUCUUUAAUACUUUAAUUUGAUUCUCUCUUUUGGAUUUUGGUAUAUAAAGUGCAGCUAACUUUCUGUACCUAAGGAUUUGACUGGUUGUUGCUUCAAGCUUUGAUUCGUCUGUGUACAGCAUUUGCCAGGAGAGCCAUUAGCAUCACUAUGGUUGAAUAAAUGUAUAAGAAUAGUGAAAUUCUUUGAGUGUGUAUAGAUGUUCUUUUGUGGAGUUUGAUCCAUAUGUAGGUGGUUUGUUGCUGCAGCUGAUUGUGUGGGUUUAGGCAGUGAGAGCUGUUUAGUUGAAUUCAGUUUUUAAAGGUGAUGGCUAGUAAUGUAUUUGAUCAUCCACUUCAAGAAUUAGAGGGUGAAGAUAAUGGUGUAAAGAGCGAGAAAGCGAGUUUAUUGGAAACAUCUGGUUCUGUAGAUACUACUCCUGAGGAUUCUGGUCAUCGUUCUUCUGAUGGGCAUAGGGGACUAGACCACUGUGAAACUGCACCUGUUGGUCUCUAUGGAGAUAUGCUUAUCAAUGACAGUGAGAUUCAGUACUCUCGGUCCUUGACAGAGAAAGGGUCUCCUGCGAUUCAUAAUCUUAAAUUAGAUAGAUUGUCGGAGCAAGAAAAGCAAAAACUCAUUGUUGAGCUAGUCAGAAUACAAAAUGACGGGACAGUGGAAGUUAUAGAUAACGGUACUCCGGUGUCGGAGUUAUGGGAGUUUGAGCCAACGAAAGGGCAGUCCACAAUCACAUAUGAAAAGUCCUUAACUGAGUCCUUUAGAUCCAUUCCAAGGUUAAAAAUUGCUAUACUUGUGGUUGGAACUCGAGGCGAUGUGCAGCCUUUUCUGGCCAUGGCAAAGCGCCUCCAGGAGUUUGGUCAUCGUGUUAGGUUGGCAACUCAUGCAAAUUUCCGCUCUUUUGUACGGGCUGCUGGAGUAGAGUUUUAUCCCUUGGGCGGUGAUCCCCGAGAGUUAGCUGCCUAUAUGGCUAGAAAUAAAGGUCUCAUUCCCUCUGGGCCUUCAGAAAUAUCAAAACAGAGAAAACAGUUGAAGGCAAUUAUAGAGUCUCUUCUUCCGGCAUGCAUAGAGCCUGAUUUGGAAACUGCUACGUCUUUCAGAGCUCAAGCGAUAAUUGCAAAUCCUCCUGCAUAUGGACAUGUGCAUGUUGCUGAAGCUCUUGGAGUACCAAUUCAUAUUUUUUUCACAAUGCCUUGGACGCCAACCAAUGAAUUUCCCCACCCGUUGGCGCGUGUUCCUCAAAGUGCUGCAUAUUGGCUGUCAUAUAUAGUUGUUGAUCUGAUGGUAUGGUGGAGCAUAAGGACAUAUAUAAAUGAUUUUAGGAAGAGAAAGCUAAACCUUGCACCUAUCGCAUAUUUUAGCACAUACCAUGGCUCAAUUUCGCACUUGCCUACUGGUUACAUGUGGAGUCCCCAUGUUGUGCCAAAACCAAGUGAUUGGGGUCCUUUAGUUGAUGUUGUUGGCUACUGUUUCCUGAACCUUGGAUCGAAGUACCAGCCUCGCGAAGAGUUUCUCCACUGGAUAGAAAGAGGAUCACCGCCCGUAUAUAUUGGUUUUGGAAGCAUGCCUCUUGAUGAUCCAAAACAAACAAUGGACAUUAUACUGGAAACAUUGAAAGAUACAGAACAGAGAGGGAUAGUUGAUCGAGGUUGGGGUGGCCUUGGAAACCUUGCUACUGAAGUUCCUGAAAAUGUAUUCUUAGUGGAGGACUGUCCUCACGAUUGGUUGUUUCCUCAAUGUUCAGCUGUGGUUCAUCAUGGCGGUGCUGGAACCACAGCGACUGGACUAAAAGCUGGGUGUCCAACAACGAUCGUGCCAUUCUUUGGGGAUCAGUUCUUCUGGGGUGACAGGAUCUAUGAGAAAGGACUUGGGCCUGCGCCAAUACCGAUAGCUCAGCUCAGUGUUGAGAACCUCAGUAGCUCCAUAAGAUUCAUGCUACAACCAGAGGUGAAAUCACAAGUGAUGGAGCUAGCGAAAGUACUGGAGAACGAGGAUGGUGUAGCUGCAGCAGUUGAUGCAUUCCACAGGCAUUUGCCACCAGAGCUGCCACUGCCCGAGUCCUCGUCCGAGAAAAAAGAUGAAGAUGAUCGACCAGACCUGUUACAGUGGUUCUUUAUUCAGAUUGGCAAGAAGUGUUGUCUUCCAUGUGGUGGCGUGUGAUAUCAAAGUUCCUUAGUCGUGUGUUUAAGUUGCAUAAUCUAUGUCUCUGCAACUCAAUUCAUUUCAUUCAAUGGUCAGGAAUAUAAUUAGAUUUCUUUUGCACAGUUGCAUAAAAUGGAUGUAAUAAAAUUAUUGUUAUGGGUUUGUUCAUCUUUAUAAGUUUGUGGUCCAAUGAGAAUGACUUUGAAGGAUGAUUAAUAAAAUUCAAAACUAUAUUUAUUCAAGAGCUUGUUACAAAGCUA